Messenger RNA from Solanum dulcamara, 2399 nucleotides. RefSeq names its product serine/threonine-protein kinase STY46-like. Gene Ontology annotation, molecular function: ATP binding; protein kinase activity. NCBI's taxonomy places the organism in Eukaryota, Viridiplantae, Streptophyta, Magnoliopsida, Solanales, Solanaceae. The coding region runs from base 285 to 1979 and encodes 564 amino acids. The transcript is spliced from 16 exons. Gene Ontology annotation, biological process: protein phosphorylation. The record is from RefSeq and is a predicted model, not a curated record.
UUAUAUACUCAGUACGAACUAUUUUUUUUUUCUUUUUCUUUUGCCUUUUUAGAGGUAACAAUAAUAGUAGUUUAUUCAACCACGAGUUCAGAAAGGAAAAACCAAAAUAAGUAUAAAAUGCCCAAAGGUUAAAAAGGAAGCAAAAUAGAGAAAGAAAACAAACGAAUUGCUCCCUCAAAACUACUUCGCUCUUUCUUUCCUUCUAUAUAAGAUAAUUCUUACGGUAAUUUUCGGGAUUUCUGCUAUUAGAGAAGUUUGUUGAAGAGAGUGAUAAUAGAGUUGAAAUGGUAAUGGAGGAUACGGAGAGUUGUGGUAGUAGAGUGGUGGAUUCAGCGCCGACGAACAGCCGGCAACACAGAAAGAAGUUGGAGGUUUACAAUGAGGUUCUUCGUAGACUCAAAGAAUCUAACAACGAUGAGGCGCAACAGCCUGGCUUUGACGAUGAGCUUUGGGCUCACUUUAAUCGCCUUCCUACUCGGUACGCGUUAGAUGUGAAUGUUGAAAGUGCAGAAGAUGUACUCACGCACAAGCGGUUACUACAUCUUGCACAUGAUCCAGCUAAUAGACCUGCAUUUGAUGUCCGGCUGGUGCAGGUUACUCCAGUUCCUGAUGGAAACUCAGCAGAUCCUGUUCCAUUUAACUCUGCAAACAAGGAAAUUAGCCGAAGUGGCCUUCCUCUACCUGCCUUUGGUUCUUCCCCUAAUCUCGAAGCACUUGCUCUUGAAGCUAGCAAAUCUGAAGUUCAAGAUGAGGAUGUUACUGUUACUUGUGGAAAUUUGUUACGGCCAAUGCAUGAAAUUACCUUUUCAACUGAUGACAAGCCCAAGCUCCUCAGCCAGUUAACUUCAUUACUAGCCGAGCUUGGGCUGAACAUCCAGGAAGCACAUGUAUUUUCCUCUGUUGAUGGCUACUCCCUAGAUGUUUUCGUUGUUGAUGGUUGGCCCUAUGAGGAAAUUGAGCAGCUUCGAAUGGCGCUGAAAAGGGAAAUUAUGAUGAUUGAGAAAUCUUCACCAAGUCAAAGUCCAUCAGAAUCUUUUAGAAAGGAGAGCAAAACACUCAUCAAAUGUGAACUUGAUCCUGUGACAAUACCUUGUGAUGGCAUUGAUGUCUGGGAAGUUGAUCAUCAGCUUCUAAAAUUCGGCAACAAGAUUGCUUCUGGUUCAUAUGGUGACUUAUACAAAGGUACAUACUGCAGUCAGGAAGUAGCUAUCAAGAUCCUCAAAUCUGAGCGCUUGAACACAGAAUUGCAAAAGGAGUUUGCCCAAGAAGUUUAUAUCAUGAGAAAAGUUCGUCAUAAAAAUGUUGUGCAAUUCAUAGGGGCAUGUACUAGACCUCCAAACUUGUGUAUAGUAACAGAGUACAUGUCUGGAGGAAGCGUAUAUGACUAUUUACACAAACAAAAGGGAAGUUUUAAGCUUCCUACUUUGCUGAAAGUAGCAAUUGAUGUAUCAAAAGGGAUGAAUUACCUGCACCAGAAUAACAUCAUACACAGAGACUUGAAGGCUGCCAAUCUACUGAUGGAUGAAAAUGAAGUUAUUAAAGUGGCUGAUUUUGGUGUUGCCAGAGUGAAGGCACAAACUGGUGUCAUGACGGCUGAGACAGGGACUUAUAGAUGGAUGGCCCCUGAGGUUAUAGAACACAAGCCAUAUGAUCACAAAGCAGAUAUUUUCAGUUUUGGCGUUCUGUUAUGGGAAUUGAUGACUGGAAAGCUUCCGUAUGAGUACUUGACCCCACUACAAGCUGCCAUUGGAGUUGUCCAGAAGGGAUUGCGACCAGCUAUUCCCAAACAUACUCAUCCAAAACUUGCUGAGUUACUGGAGAAAUGCUGGCAACGAGAUCCAACAUCAAGGCCUGAUUUCCCUGAAAUAAUAGAGACAUUGCAGCAAAUAGCAAAAGAGGUUGCAGAUGAGGAAGAUGAUCGUCGCAAGGAGAAGCCAUCUGGAGGAUUCUUUUCAGUCCUCAGGCGUGGACACCACUAAGUAGAUACACUUAUAGAGAAUGUUGAUAAAAAGUUAUAAUCUGAUUACACACUUCUAGCUUAUUUAUCCAUUUUGUACAGAUUUUUUCCCGAUCAAUGUUGUCAUUUUCAAUAGAAUGUUUUUGCUAAUUAUUUUGAGAUACCCUUCUUUAGGUGGUCAUUCUUUCUUUCAGCAUUUUCUUCAUUGUGUUCAAGAAGCUAGCCAAGAGAGAAGCUUUUCGGUCAUGUGUGGAGCUUGUUGACCUCGAGCGAAUUUUACCAGUACUCCUGAUUUUCCUUGGUCUAAGAUGUUUGUUGAUUGUAUAAGAACAUUCUGCUUUUUGUAUCUUAACAAGCAAAUCUUUUCAUUCGGUCGUAGGUCUUUUGUUUUCUGUUCUCUCAAUGUAUUAUUGCAUCAUCAAAAGGAAAGAGUUCCGUUUCA